Messenger RNA from Cooperia oncophora, 334 nucleotides. NCBI's taxonomy places the organism in Eukaryota, Metazoa, Nematoda, Chromadorea, Rhabditida, Trichostrongylidae. The record is from the annotation of a GenBank genome assembly.
UGAAGAGAAGCAAUGGCGUGGACGUAGUGCUUAUGAUCCACGAAUCGACUUGGGCCCGAGGCGUGAAAGGCUGAGCGGAUUCCGUGGAUAUGGCGGUAGAGACAGAAAUGAUCGGCGAGACCGUGAUUAUGACUCAGCUCCGCGGAGACAGUAUAGCUCGCGUUCUGCAGCUGAUGGAGUUUGGACGCAUGACAAGUUCAUUGAAUUAGAAGGCGAUGACGGUAGCGAUAAUGAGCACAACUCAGGCGUCGAGGUGGUUGUUGAUCAGAGUUUGGGCUCAAAGUCGAAACGACGGAUCCAUGAGCAUGAUGACGAUACCAGUGAGAGGAAGUGA